AUAAGGAAAACCCGUAGAGGAAAAACUCGUGAGUAAAAACAAUUUAACGCGUUUUAUCCUCGUUGAGUUUAGUCGCGUCGAGAGGCUUUGGAAGAACAGAUCACAGCCUUUUAUUAUUUUUGACUUGCAUUGUGCUUGUGAAGUUCUGAUAAUGACAGGAAAGCUAAAGGUAUUUACGGAAAUAACGGGUCUAUAAAGCCAUGAUGUGGUGAUCUUAUAAAUACCGAUAUAUAAAGCUUUGAAGGAAUAUAAAAAGAAUGCGUUUCGCAAGGAGCUACCUCACUUAUAAACGGGCCCUGCGCAUCUUCUUGAUUUCCUUCGCUGUUACUGCGCUUAUAUAUUUAUCUUCAACUGAGGACGUGGUUUACCACAGCCUGGGGGCGAGAAGGGAAGCCCCCGACCUUACGAUACCUGUCUCUAAGGCUGAGAAUUCUCUGUCGCAAAUCGAGGAAAGGGCGAGAGGACCGUUAGCCGCAGACGACCCGGGUGUUAUCCAGCUCUUGAGGACGAAGUACCUCGACCCCCCUUCCUCCCUUCCUUACAAAUUACGCGAAGGGCCCCCCGACGACCAAUACUACACCUCCUACAAGAAGAGGUUCCCGACAUGGCCCUUCAUCAACAGCGUCCUCAAGGAUUUAUACGAGGGACGCCCCCCAGGAUUCUUCGUGGAAGCUGGUGCUCUGGACGGGGAGUACCUCUCGAACACCCUGCACCUCGAGAGGCACUUCCACUGGACGGGACUCCUGGUGGAGGCCGAGAAGGAGAGCUACGUCGUGUUGAGGGACAAGCACAGGAAGGCGUGGUCGUCCCCCGCUUGCCUCGCUACCAAGCCCUACCCUCACUCGGUCGUCCUCACCGCCUUCAGGAAUGAGGGUCGUCAGGCUAACUGGCUGGACCGAGGGGCGGCGAGGAUUGAGAAGGAUUCCUUGGCCGACGGAGGUCCUGGCUACAGAUCCUAUCGCGUCGUCCAGUGCUUCCCUUCCCUUACCUUCUUCUUAGCCCUCAACGUCACCAAAGUCGAUGUCUUCAGUCUCGACGUCGAGGGCGUCGAGGUGGACAUCCUGCAAUCCUUUCCCUUCGACAAGAUCAUCGUCGACGUGUGGGUCAUCGAGCACGUCUUUCCGUCGGGAAAGCCCUUCUCGACUCCCCCCUUAUGGCAUCACGAAGACUCAGAGUUCAUAGCCUUCAUGGAAGCUCGUGGGUAUUACCUAUUCGACAUGUUCUGUUCCAUCAUCACGGAUUACAUCUUCGUCAGGAGGGACAGCGAGGUCUUCGAGAGACUGGGUGUCCCGGAGGAGCUGUGGACGCGAAGAGGCCUGUGUCUUGAGAAGCCUAAGUUUGAGUCGAACAGAACCGAAUAUUUUCUUGUGGACUUGAGGGAUAAACGCCAUUGGCCGACGCUCUUGUACUCCGGUUAAUGGUUUAUUUAUCCAUUUUAUCAUUAUUAUUAUUAUUAUUAUUAUUAUUAUUAUUAUUAUUAUUUUCGCUGUAUUCUAGUGUCUUUCAUAUUCUUCCUUUCGUCGUUUCAUUCACAGUUUGUUCAUCAUGAAUCCUAAACAGAUAAUAGAUGUCUCAUAAAUCUUUGUACGCAAUUACUUUAUACUUGGAGACCUUUUAAGAAUAAAUUAAUAGUUUAAGAAAAGAAAAGAAUAGAAAAAACAAAGAAAAAAUAAGUAUAAAUACUGUCAUACAUACAUUAUUAUAAAUGAUAACUAG
Molecule: messenger RNA, 1716 nt
Organism: Penaeus monodon (black tiger shrimp)
Lineage: Eukaryota; Metazoa; Arthropoda; Malacostraca; Decapoda; Penaeidae
Product: protein Star-like
Exons: 4
Coding region: 258-1418 (386 amino acids)
Source: RefSeq, a predicted model, not a curated record